UUGAAAAAUCUUGUUGUCAUGAUUUUAUAUUCCGUAUUGUUCAUUGUUGGCACUUAUCACAUAUGUUUAACAGAUAAUCCUCCAGCUCUUCUAGCAUUUUCUAUUGUUUUUAUAAUUUUAUCAGCAAUCUGUGUGAUAUUCUCAAUCUUACUGUUGAUUGCAUUGUCAAAGAAAAACACUAUCUUGUUAAUCCCUUGGCUGGUUUCUGUAUCGAUUGCUACUUUUCUGGAUAUUGGAUUGUCAUUUUUCAUCAUAAAAGAUGCCAUUUUCGAUCCGUUUCUAGCAAUAUUAUUUAUCAUAGAUUUGUUCAUUUGUGCUCUAAAUGUAAGUGUUUUAAAUAUACAGCUUCCUCUGUGUUUUAUCAUUGUACCAGGAAUUAACAUUACAGAUUAA
Molecule: messenger RNA, 393 nt
Organism: Centruroides sculpturatus (bark scorpion)
Lineage: Eukaryota; Metazoa; Arthropoda; Arachnida; Scorpiones; Buthidae
Exons: 6
Coding region: 19-393 (124 amino acids)
Source: RefSeq, a predicted model, not a curated record